Molecule: messenger RNA, 1686 nt
Organism: Oreochromis aureus
Lineage: Eukaryota; Metazoa; Chordata; Actinopteri; Cichliformes; Cichlidae
Exons: 10
Coding region: 6-1565 (519 amino acids)
Biological process (GO): cell surface receptor signaling pathway
Molecular function (GO): transmembrane signaling receptor activity
Source: RefSeq, a predicted model, not a curated record
GCAUCAUGGAAGUCGCUGCACUUUGUGCUGUUGUUGCUUCUCUCAGAGUCGUUCCCAACAAAUCCCAGUUCUUCCAGUAUGAAUUCGUCUCCAUGAGCUGUGGGGGGCAGAAAAACUCUUCAGAGUGGAGAGUUAAGAGGAACACAUCCUUAUACAUAAACACAACAUGUUCCUCAUCCUCAAAUGGGAUAGAUGAGUCUCACUGCUUCAUCAGUGACCUUUAUCCAGGAGACACUGGAGUUUACUGGUGUGAGUCUGCAGCAGGAGAGUGUUUUGAUGCUGUCACCAUCACUGUGACAGCUGGUUCUGUGAUCCUGGAAGGUCCUGCCCAUCCUGUGAUGGAGGGGGACACUGUAACUCUGCACUGUAGACACAAUGCAGGCUCAUCCUCCAGUUUCACUGCUACAUUCUAUAAAAAUGAUGAUCUCAUUGGGAGCAGCUCUACAGGAAACCUGAACAUCCACAGGGUUUCCAAAUCAGAUGAAGGACUCUACAAGUGUAACAUCACUGGAGUUGGACAAUCACCAGACAGCCUGCUGACUGUCACUAUCAGGGCAGUGCCCCGUGAGCUGGCUCCCUCUGGCCUGACGCACAUUCUCCUUCCUGUGGUAUGCAUCUACCUCUCAGUGGUUUCAGUAAUGCUGCUCAUUCUCUGGAAAACCCACAAAGGUAAAAUCGAUCCUUCAGUUGUGCUCUACACUGAAGUCACCACCAAACUAAACUACAACAGAAGGCUUUCCAUCAUUUUUCUGUUUUGUGCAGCUUCUCUAAGAAUCAUUCCCAACAAAUCCCAGUUCUUCCAGUAUGAGUCUGUCUCCAUGAGUUGUGGGGGGCAGGACAAGUCCUCAGAGUGGCGUAUUAAGAGGAACACAUCCUUGUACACAAACACCACGUGUCCCUCAUCCUCAAAUGGGAUAGAUGAAUCGCAUUGCUUCAUCAGUGACCUUUACCCAGCAGACACUGGAGUUUACUGGUGUGAGUCUGCAGCAGGCGAGUGCUUCGAUGCUGUCACCAUCACUGUGGCAGCUGGUUCUGUGAUCCUGGAGAGUCCCGUUCAUCCUGUGAUGGAGGGAGACACUGUAAUUCUGCUCUGUAAUCACAUGACCACUGUCUAUGAUAAUCUCAUGAUUGAAUUUUACAAAAAUGAGCUUCUUAUUGGACGCAGCUCAACAGGAAACAUGACUAUCUACAGAGUAUCUAAAUGUGAUGAGGGACUCUACAAGUGCAACAUCUCUGGAGUUGGAGUUUCACCUGACAGCUGGAUGACUGUCAGAGAUAAGACAACAGGACAUCCUGAACUGCGUCAUCCUGGUCUGACACACAUUCAGUUUCCUGUGGCUUGCAUCUUCCUCUUAUUGUUUUCAGCAGUUCUGCUCAGUCUCAGCAGCAAAGGUAAAAUUGACCCUGUGGUCGUGCCGUACACUGAAGUCAUCUACACACAAAAGUGCAGGAGAAAAGGUCGACGACUGAGGAAGAGGUCCUUGAUGUUAUCAUCUAAGGCUGCAUACAGAUGCGUUUGCACACACAUGUCGUGCACUGUGCUCACUUAUAAAGCCGACAGCUGAUGAAGCGAUAACGGUGAUAUGUUUAAGCACUUUAACCCACCUGUACACUCUGUGUUCCACACUGCACCUGCAAAGACAAAGAAAUAUACAUAUUAGAAAGAAAGAACAAAAUAAAGAAAUA